AUGUCAAAUCCUCCGCCGGAACCUCCUAAUCCCACCACCGUCAUCGCCAUCCCCACCCCCACCCCCACCCCCACCCACUCCACUUCUCCACGUCGCUCCUUCACAUUCCGCAACUGGCCUGGCGCAAAACCAAUCCCACUCGCACUGUCCAUAUCCGUCGGAGUCAUCGUCUGCUUCGCCAUUCCAAGACCUUCACAGGUCUCAAGAAAAGCAUGGCAGCUCUUCUCCAUCUUCCUCACAACAAUCGCCGGUCUCAUCCUCGGUCCCUUACCCGUCGGUGCUUGGGCCUUCGUCUGCCUAACCAUCUCCGUCGUCACCAAAACCCUAUCAUUCGCAUCUGCCUUCGCCGCCUUCACCAACGAAGUCAUUUGGUUGAUAGUUGCCUCGUUUUUCUUCAGCCGAGGGUUUGUGAAAACCGGAUUGGGUGAUCGGAUGGCAAUGUACUUCGUGCGGUGGUUAGGGAAGAGUACCUUGGGUUUGGCCUAUGGAUUGGCGAUUUGUGAAGCCAUAAUUUCCCCGGCGAUGCCGAGUACCACAGCCAGGGCCGGCGGAAUCUUCCUGCCGAUUAUAAAUUCUUUGGCGAUUGCUGGUGAGAGUAGACCCAAGGACGGUUCGGCUCGGAAGCUUGGUGCUUAUCUUGUUCAAUCUCAGCUUCAGUCAUCUAGUAGCUCGAGCGCUCUUUUCUUGACUGCUGCAGCUCAGAACAUGUUAUGUAUCAAGUUAGCCGAUAGUUUAGGGGUUACAAUCAAAGACCCAUGGAUCACAUGGUUCAAAGCUUCAUGUUUCCCAGCACUGGUUUCUCUUAUGUUAACUCCACUCAUCGUUUACAAGAUCUUUCCUCCUGAGACCAAGCACACUCCCGAUGCUCCUAUCUUGGCUAAAACUAAGCUGGAAGAGAUGGGUCCUGUCACAAGUAACGAGUGGAUCAUGUUAGGAACCAUGCUUGUUACAGUUGCAUUAUGGAUCUCCGGAGAGAGUCUCAACAUUUCAAGUGUAGUUGCAGCCAUGCUUGGUUUAUCGAUCCUGUUGAUACUAGGCGUGCUAACUUGGGACGAUUGCUUAAGUGAAAAAUCAGCAUGGGACACCUUAGCUUGGUUUGGGGUGCUCAUAGGCAUGGCAACUCAACUCACGGUUCUAGGCGUAGUUCCAUGGAUAUCAACUUGUGUGGCCAACUUUCUCAAAUCUCUUUCAGUCGGAUGGCAGCUCGCUUUACUUCUGCUUCAAGCCGUUUAUUUCUUCAUUCAUUAUCUAUUUGCGGGCCAAACAGCUCAUGUUGGAGCUUUAUAUUCCGCUUUCCUUUCGAUGCACCUAACAUCUAAGGUGCCCGGAUCGCUUUCUGCUUUGGCUUUGGCAUACAAUACAAAUCUUUUUGGUGCACUCACACAUUACAGUAGUGGUCAAGCUGCUGUUUAUUAUGGAGCUGGUUAUGUAAGACUCCCGGAUGUCUUUAAGCUCGGGAUCGUGAUGGCGAUCAUUAACACAACUAUAUGGGGAGUAAUCGGAGCUUCAUGGUGGAAGAUUUUGGGGCUUUAUUGAGUAAGAGUUGGAGAAUUCCUUAGAUUCAAGUGCUAUAUGCAUUUCCUAAAAAUAAAAAAUGCUUAUAGUACUCGAAUCUAACUACAUUAUUAAUUCAUACUUUCCCUUUCUUUUUUUUUCUUUUUUUGCAUCUUGUUUUGUAUAGUUGCAAUGAUAUAAAUAUAAUCAUAUAUAGAUACUAUUGAGUGU
This is a messenger RNA of Cynara cardunculus var. scolymus (artichoke), 1725 nucleotides long. RefSeq names its product dicarboxylate transporter 2.1, chloroplastic-like. Gene Ontology annotation, biological process: transmembrane transport. Lineage: Eukaryota; Viridiplantae; Streptophyta; Magnoliopsida; Asterales; Asteraceae. Bases 1 to 1536 code for a protein of 511 amino acids. The record is from RefSeq and is a predicted model, not a curated record. Gene Ontology annotation, molecular function: transmembrane transporter activity. Gene Ontology annotation, cellular component: membrane. The transcript has 4 exons.